Molecule: messenger RNA, 1771 nt
Organism: Nycticebus coucang (slow loris)
Lineage: Eukaryota; Metazoa; Chordata; Mammalia; Primates; Lorisidae
Gene: BYSL
Product: bystin like
Exons: 7
Coding region: 148-1461 (437 amino acids)
Biological process (GO): rRNA processing
Cellular component (GO): preribosome, small subunit precursor; cytoplasm; nucleolus
Molecular function (GO): snoRNA binding
Source: RefSeq, a predicted model, not a curated record
GCUGGCGGCGCUUCUAACCUCCAACCGGUAGGGGGCGCUAUGAUCGCUGCGUGACCUAAGAGAUGGUAGGAAGUACUCCACGCAAGCGCACUCUAGCCAUUUCGCUGUCCCCACGUGGGAACCUUUCCGUCAACUUUUCCCAGAAAAAUGCCUAAAUUGAAGGCAGGCCGUGGGGCCGGAGGUCAGGAAAAACAUGCCCCUCUGGCCGAGCAGAUCCUGGCUGGGGACGCGGUGCGAUCAGGGGCCCGGGAAAAGCGGCGGGGUCGUGGAAACAGAGAGGAGGAGGAAGAGUAUGUGGGGCCCCGGCUGAGCCGACGGAUUUUGCAGCAAGCACGCCAACAACAGGAGGAGCUCGAGGCAGAGCAUGGCACUGGGGACAGGACCGCGGCACCACGGGAACGCACCACGCGGCUGGGUCCUGGAGUGCCACAGGAUGGAUCAGAUGAUGAGGAUGAGGAGUGGCCCACCCUGGAGAAGGCUGCCACGAUGACAGGAGUGGGCCACCAUGCAGAGGUGGUCGUAGACCCUGAGGAUGAGCAUGCCAUUGAGAUGUUCAUGAACAAGAAUCCUCCUGCCAGGCGCACCCUGGCUGACAUCAUCAUGGAGAAGCUAACUGAGAAGCAGACAGAGGUUGAGAUGGUCAUGUCAGAGGUGUCAGGCUUCCCUAUGCCUCAGCUGGACCCCCGGGUCCUGGAGGUCUACAGGGGUGUUCGGGAGGUGUUAUCUAAGUACCGCAGUGGGAAAUUGCCCAAGGCAUUUAAGAUCAUCCCUGCACUCUCCAAUUGGGAGCAGAUCCUCUAUGUCACAGAGCCUGAGGCCUGGACUGCAGCUGCCAUGUACCAAGCCACCAGGAUUUUUGCCUCUAACCUGAAGGAACGCAUGGCCCAGCGCUUCUACAACCUUGUUCUGCUGCCCCGGGUACGAGAUGACAUCGCUGAAUACAAACGACUCAACUUCCAUCUCUACAUGGCACUGAAGAAGGCCCUGUUCAAACCUGGGGCCUGGUUCAAAGGGAUCCUGAUCCCACUAUGCGAAUCAGGCACUUGUACCCUCCGGGAAGCCAUCAUUGUAGGUAGCAUCAUCACCAAGUGCUCCAUCCCCGUGUUGCAUUCCAGUGCUGCCAUGCUGAAAAUUGCUGAGAUGGAAUACAGCGGUGCCAACAGCAUCUUCCUGCGACUGCUGCUGGAUAAGAAGUAUGCACUGCCCUACCGAGUGCUGGAUGCCAUGGUCUUCCACUUCCUGGGGUUCCGGACAGAGACUCGUGAGCUGCCUGUGCUCUGGCACCAGUGCCUCCUGACUUUGGUCCAGCGCUACAAGGCAGACUUGGCCACAGAUCAGAAAGAGGCCCUCCUGGAACUGCUUCGGCUACAGCCCCAUCCACAACUGUCUCCCGAAACCAGGCGUGAGCUUCAGAGUGCAGUGCCUCGCGAUGUGGAAGAUGUUCCCAUCACUAUGGAGUAAGAAACAGUCACCUGUCCUAAUCCAAGGGGCAUGGGAAGAUGCCAGGCCCCCUGUUGGUGACUAAAGAUGACACUGAGCCUUAAUGCAAGAAGACCCAGGUCAGGACAGUGAGGGCGUCACAGGGGCAUCUGUGGCUCCCUGCAUAAGAUGAGGACUCCAUUCUAGGCCUGCUUUCUGCUCAGUUCUGAGAGCUGACUUGAGAGUGGAAAUCCCAGCAUUCCCUCUCCUCAGCUGGGAUUCAUUUUAAGUACUUUCUGGCUGUUGCCAAAUCACUGGGAUUCGGAAAAAGCAAAAACAGGUAUUUAUUGAA